Molecule: messenger RNA, 5182 nt
Organism: Fundulus heteroclitus (mummichog)
Lineage: Eukaryota; Metazoa; Chordata; Actinopteri; Cyprinodontiformes; Fundulidae
Gene: scrt2
Product: scratch family zinc finger 2
Exons: 2
Coding region: 526-1485 (319 amino acids)
Biological process (GO): regulation of DNA-templated transcription
Molecular function (GO): DNA-binding transcription factor activity, RNA polymerase II-specific; RNA polymerase II cis-regulatory region sequence-specific DNA binding
Source: RefSeq, a predicted model, not a curated record
AAUGCACAGACGGUUCAGUAGUAAUUUGAUGUGUGUCCCCGGGGACAUUUGAUGGAUUAAAGCUAAGCAGCUCCAUUUCGCAGCACCACCUGAUCUUCCUCUGCCUGUGCCCCAUAUAAAGGCUGGCGUGAUUGCUGAUCUCAGCUAGUCUGACAGUCUCUCUCUCUCUCUCUCUUGCGCUCUCUCCCUCCCUCUCUCUGUCUGUCUCCAUCUCUUCUCUUCCUCACUGGUCUCUUAAGCCUGCUGCAUCACAGGAGCUAUCCAGUGCUGAACAGGAUUGCUUUUAUUUUUUUAUUUUUUUAUUUUUUCCAGGGGAAGCUGGGGGAACCAAAGAGUAUCAGCCCCAGCAUUGCCAUCAGCCUUGUCCUGCACUGGUUUCCAUCUUUUUUCGUUCUUGUCUUAUGUUUCUGACCACAUCCACCAGAAGGAUUACCGUCAAGCCCGCUCCGCUUGUUUGCGUCCUCAGAGGGUCUUUUAUUUUCUCUCAUGCGUUUCUCUCAGCCCCGUGUUUUCAUCCACUGAAACAUGCCCCGCUCUUUUUUGGUGAAGAAGAUCAAGCUUGAUGAUUUUUCUUCGUCCAAUGUGGCCAACUCCAACCAUCAUCACCACCUGGAUGACUCGUUCACUUUUGCACGCUCCAUCACAGACUCAGUGACCAGUCUUGGGGUUCGUCUCAGUGAGAAUGGAUACAUCCAGGAUUACAUCACGCCAUCUGUAUACCAGGGGGAGAAGAAGAUGGAGCAUAAGUUGGCGUCGCCGGUGUCGGACCCCUUGUACACCCAGGUGAGCAGCGGAGGGGAGUACUGCGACCCGGACCUGAAGCACCCCGACAGCCCCCAGUCCGGCAUGACGGCGAGCGGCUUCUACAGUGGUGAAUCGGAGGCUCUGGCCGAGGGUUACACCAUGGAUGCCUUCUUCAUCUCCGACGGCCGCUCCAGGCGAAAGGGAGAGGGCGAGGCUCGUGGGUCCAGCUCGAGAAGCAGCAGUGCAAACGGAGGCGCUCAGGAGCGAGGAGCCGGCGUACCUCGCCACACCUGCAACGAGUGCGGGAAGACCUACGCCACCUCCUCCAACCUCAGCAGACACAAGCAGACGCACCGCAGCCUGGACAGCAAGAUGGCCCGCAAGUGUCCCACCUGCAGCAAAGUGUACGUGUCCAUGCCGGCGUUGGCGAUGCACAUCCUCACCCACGACCUCAAGCACAAGUGCGAUGUGUGCAGCAAGGCGUUCAGCCGGCCCUGGCUGCUGCAGGGUCACAUGCGCUCACACACGGGGGAGAAGCCCUUUGCCUGCGCCCACUGUGGCAAAGCCUUUGCUGACCGUUCAAACCUCCGCGCCCACAUGCAAACACACUCUGCCUUCAAGCACUACAGAUGCAAGCGCUGCAAUAAGACCUUCGCUCUCAAGUCCUACCUGAACAAGCACUAUGAGUCAGCUUGCUUCAAGGGCUCUGCAGACGAAGACGACUCCGGAUCAGAAAACUAACCCCCGAGAGAAGCAAAAUUUCUGAGCCCCUUGUCGAAGGUUCACAACCAAUAACCCUGUUCACUCUGCCCUCCAUGCCUUUUUUCUUCCCUUUUUUUAGAAAGCAAUAUUUUCACUGAGAUUACGUGAAGAAACUCUGAUAACUGAUUAUGGCAAAGACAAUUUCAAAAGAUGCUGGAUUUUUUUCCCCCUGCACAGUAGCUAAUCGUCCACAGAAACAUACAAUCAAUCAACCUUCCCCGCAAAUAGAGACUGUAGAUGUUAGUUGUACACAACUCUCAGCGACAUGUGCUCACACCGAUGUGGGAACAUGUAAACACACACCCACACACACACACACACACACAUACACACACACACGCACACACCACGAUACACACAUGAUGCACAUCCACACUUACAACACAAUUAUAUAUGAGGCCUGGCAUGUGAAUUUUUAUCAAUGACUAUAAUAAUAUUGAUAUCAAUAGUAAUAAUAUUUAGAUUCCUGAUAUUUUAUAGGAAAUAGUAACAAAAAACAAACAAAAAAAAACAUAAAAAAGGACUAACAGUGUUAUUUUGUUUUUUAGAGACAAAAUGACCUCUUGUAUUUUUAUGCUGCUUUUUAUUUGCUAAGAAUUGAAUUCUUUUGCAACUGCCAACAUAAACUUUUUACAAAAAUGUGAACUAUGACAGUAUUUGCAAAAAAGGGAGAUCAUUUUAAAAGGUAAAAAAAAAAAAAGAAGACAAACCCUCCUUUUUUCCACACCAACCUUUCAAUUCAACGGAUGUUAUUUUUCUAUUUAAUUUUUCUAAAUUUAUUUUUUUGUGCUUUUUAUCUCUUGUUGAUCAAAAGCUUCUUUGUAACUGUGGGUACAUCAAACAGAGCUCAUCUUAAAUAAGCUAUAAAAGAUCAUACGUCAUUCAGAUCUAUUCUGCAGGAACAGCGAUUUUGAAAUGUUGGCCUGUUGAGCAGGUAUUACUUCUCCCACCAUCUGAUCCGAUUCACAGUCUCACCCUGAUGCACAGACUUGGACAAAAAAAAAAAACAAAAGAAUAAAAAAAAACAAAACACUGAGAGCCAGACCAAAUGAUCGAAUAAGUGCCAUGAGCAGUUCACUCAUCUAUAGCAAUUAAAACUUGUUGUUCUUCCUGCACCAUGACGGCUUGCGUAAACUCUGCUGCCUUCAUGGUGACUCGUCCAGUCUUAAUGAGUAAUCUCAACCCCGUAUUUGAGGUGCUCCCCCCCCUUCCUCCACCAGUAUUACCUCAGAGUGAACGUACGGACUCGCACACCCUCAGUUACAAAGUGACAAAUUUUUGUGUUUGUCUGUUUUUAUAUGUCGCUCAAAGCUACGCCCAUGGUUUAGUAGAUGCAUACCAUCUAUUUAUCAUGUAAAUACUUUAUUUAUCCUCCUGUUUAUCUAUUUAUUUAUUUAUUUAUUCAUCCUGUUUUUUUGCUUAUUUAUUGAAUACUUAUUUAUCAUGUAUUUAUUUAUUGUUUGUAAUUUAAAAAAAAAAAAACGAACAUCCAUUGACCUUGUAAGAUGCUGCUGAUCUUCAAAGAAAAUGUUUAUAUGCAUGAAAACUGUAGAGAGUCCAUGGGACUUAGUUUUAAAGAGGAACAAUGUACAGUACCAGUGCUAGAGGACUUCCAAUGAAUGAAUGCAGAUUUAGUUUUUAGGUUUUGUGGCAAUAACUUGACUGAAAAAGCAAUUGACAUGGAAAAACAAUCACAACUGUUCUGUUUUUGUUCAACUUAGGGCAAUAAAAAGAAAACAAUGACACGAAAAGGCUGAUUUUGUUUCCCAAAAAAGCCCUCCACCUUCUCGCAGAGGGACAUUUUUGGCCUCUUUUUUUUUGUCUUUCAAUCUCAGGCAAUUAAUAGUUCUCAGAAGUCGUCUACGCUGGUGCGGAUGCAUCCUGAAAAUCAGAGAAUAAACAGGUCUCUUUACGCUAAAGUCACAGAGGCACGACAGCAAUAAUGGCGGCAAGAUUAGCAGGACAUUACUCCAAAACUGACAUGAGGUUGCUAUUUGUUAACCCAAGAUUUUUUUUGUUUUUUACUCUACAUUAAAAACACAACAAGACAUUAAUUCUCAUUAAGGUCACAGUGAUAAUAAAGUAUUUAGCAACGUUUAACAAUUUGAACUCCGACUGAGACAACAUAAGGCUGUUUACGCACUCUGUUUAGCAGCACUAAGAAAAUGAUCUUGGCAUUAACUUCCAGGGAGAGAAAAAAAAAAGUUAUUUUUAAUUGCUGUAAUAAAAGGACACGCAGCACGGCAUUUCCAAACCACAGCUUAAUUUUUUUUCACUCCCCCUGCAUCCCUCCCCUACGCAGCAGCCGUCCUCACCCUGUCCCAACUGCCUCUGAACAGACGCGGCGAGCAGUAGAUGUGCUGAAGUGGGAUUGGCGGAGGGUGGCGGAGUGUGGGAGGAUAACAGGUGUUUGUAGACAGACUGCAGAUAGGGAGCGUAAUUGAGUCGGUGAGCGACCUCCAAGGGGAAGGUCAAGCACCAGCAGGCAAAUGCACUGUCAGCUAUUUGCAUAUUCCAAAUGGAUGGCACUAUAGCAGUAAUGCUGAGCUCGCUCUGAAAAAAAAAAAAAAAAAAAAAAAAAAAAGCUAAGCUGAGGAGGAGAAAAGAGAGCAAAGAGGAGCUUCUGUUCUAUUUGUUCAUCCUCUUCUCUCUGUUUCGCCAUCAUCCUGUGUAGUGCUACAGCUGAAUCACUGCAUGAGAGCAUCCAAACCACCUGUCUAAUGAUCAACGUGUAGGACACACAAUCUGGAACAUCGCUGUAAUAUUACACAAAUGCAAAAAAAACAAAACAAUUGCUUCCAAGAUUAUUAUUUGUUUUUUUUUCGUGUUUUUUUUUUUUUUUGUCUAUUUAAGAUGUAAGAGUCCAAUAAGGUAUCUCCAAAAUGCGGGGGUUGUGUUGUAAAAUGGCAAAAACAUGCACUGGGUAUAUUAAAAAACCUCAACUGCAAAUGCAGGCUUGCAUCUAAACCCUGGCAGUAUUAAAAGACUACUUAAAUGGAAGGUGGCACAACAUGAUAGCAAAAUAUUGCAUUUAGAUGUAAGGAAACAUUGUUCCUCUUUGAUUUUGUAAAUAUAUUUGUAAAUAUAUCACAGCAAUAAUAUCACAAUGCAUGUAGACAUUUAAAUGCUCUUUUUCUAUCCAUGUCUUUUUUUUUCUAUUUAAAAAAAAAAAAGAAGACAAAUGCAGGUACCAAUUGCAGUCUGGUUGGCCAUAUGAAUCAGGGAGCGUCUUGAUUACGAAGCUAUCUGUUAUAAGUUAGAACAACAACUAUCAACGCUGUGUUUUCUCAAAGAUCUGAUCAUGUUGGGUAUUAUUUUUUAUUCUUCCUUUCUUCUUUCCUUUCUAUUUAUGUGCCCGGCUUGGCUGCGCAAUGAAAAAAGUGCCAAAAAGUAUGAUUUCCAUGACAAAAGCCUUCAACAUAUGGUUGGCUGCUUGAAACCAUCCAUAUGGUCCUCAAAGAAAAAAAAAACUGAUUAAGAUUUUCCACCUUCUUUCUCAUUCUCUCUGUCUCACUCUCCUCCUUAUCUCUCUCGCUCUCUCUUUCUCUCCGUUCCAGUAUGAAGAAACUUAAGCCAUGAUUGCUGAGGGGUGUUUUCAUUUAUCUUGUUCUGCUACAAUUAAUAAUGAUGACCACAAUAGCAAUGAUAACAUUAAUAAAAACAAUAGCACAAGGAA